This is a messenger RNA of Chlorella variabilis, 1851 nucleotides long. RefSeq lists its product as hypothetical. Gene Ontology annotation, biological process: protein refolding. NCBI's taxonomy places the organism in Eukaryota, Viridiplantae, Chlorophyta, Trebouxiophyceae, Chlorellales, Chlorellaceae. Gene Ontology annotation, molecular function: ATP binding; ATP-dependent protein folding chaperone. The coding region runs from base 34 to 1788 and encodes 584 amino acids. The transcript is spliced from 14 exons. The record is from RefSeq and is a predicted model, not a curated record.
GAGCUUGCCAACGCCCUUCCCUGGAGCUUGCACAUGGCGGCUCAGCUGGCGACCUCCAAGAUGGGUGGGUGUGCCACAGGCGCCGGUGUGCUCACCAAGCCCGCCACCCGCACCGGCAGCCGCUCUCGCGCCGGCGCCGUGCGCACCUAUGCUGCCAAGCAGCUGCACUUCAACACCAAUGGCGAGGCGCUGAAGCGCAUGCAGGCGGGCGUGGACAAGCUGGCCACCGUGGUGGGCGUUACACUGGGCCCCAAGGGCCGCAACGUGGUGCUGGAGUCCAAGUACGGCUCUCCUAAGAUUGUGAACGACGGUGUGACCGUGGCACGAGAGGUGGAACUGGAAGAUCCCGUCGAGAACAUUGGGGCCAAGCUCGUGCGUCAGGCCGCUGCCCGCACCAACGACCUGGCCGGCGACGGCACCACCACCGCCACCAUCCUGUCUGCUGCCAUGAUCGCUGAGGGCAUGAAGAUCGUGGCAGCGGGUGCCAACCCUGUGCAGCUCAUCCGCGGCAUGGACAAGACUGUCGAGUACCUGGUGGGUGAGCUGCGGAAGGUCAGCAAGGAUGUGACGGAUGAGGAGCUUAAAGACGUCGCCACCGUGUCUGCUGGGGGCAAUGAGAAGAUUGGGCAGCUCAUCAGUGACGCCAUGAUGCGCGUGGGCCGCGCCGGCGUGGUGACCAUGGAGGAGAGCAAGACGGCUGAGGACAGCCUGCAUGUGGUGGAAGGCAUGCAGUUUGACCGUGGCUACAUCUCACCCUACUUUGUCACCGAUCCGGAGCGGAUGGUGGCCGAGUAUGAAAACUGCAAGCUGCUGCUGGUAGACAAGAAGAUUAGCACCGCUCGUGACAUGAUUGGCAUCCUGGAGGGUGCCAUUCGGGGCGGCCACCCUCUGCUCAUCAUGGCCGAGGACAUUGAGCAGGAAGCGCUGGCCACCCUUGUUGUGAACAAGCUGCGCGGCACGCUCAAGGUGGUGGCCGUCAAGGCGCCGGGCUUUGGCGAGCGCAAGUCCUCCUACCUGGAGGACAUUGCCAUCCUGACGGGUGGCCAGCUUGUGAAGGAUGAGCUGGGCAUCAGCCUGGACAAGGCCGAUGACAGCAUCCUGGGCCUGGCAGCCAAGGUGUCCGUGAGCAAGGAGCACAUCACCAUUGUGGGCGAUGGCAGCACCCAGGCGGACGUGGAGGCACGCGUCAAGCAGAUCAAGAACCUGGUGGCUGAGACUGAUGCCGAGUAUGAGAAGGAGAAGCUGAAUGAACGCAUUGCACGCCUGAGUGGUGGCGUAGCCGUGAUCCAGGUUGGCGCGCAGACCGAGACGGAGCUCAAGGAGAAGAAGCUGCGCGUGGAGGAUGCGCUGAACGCCACCAAGGCGGCGGUGGAGGAGGGCAUCGUGACCGGCGGCGGCUGCGCCCUGCUGCGGUUGUCCAGCAUGGUGGAUGCCUUCAAGGCCGGCCUUACCGACGAGGAGCAGAAGGUUGGGGCCGACAUUGUGAAGCGUGCGCUGCCGUACAGCCUCAAGCUGAUUGCCAACAAUGCGGGCGACAAUGGCAGCGUGGUGAUGCAGCGGGUGCUUGAGGACGCCAAUCCCAACUUUGGGUACAACGCGGCCACCGGCAAGUUUGAGGACCUCAUGGCAGCGGGCAUCAUCGACCCCGUCAAGGUGGUGCGCUGCGCGCUGGAGAACGCGGCCUCGGUGGCAAAGGUUUUCCUCACGAGCGACGUCGUUGUCGUGGCGAUUCCAGAGCCGGAGAGCGCUGGCGCUGGCGCUGGCAUGGAGGGCAUGGGAGGCUAUUGAGUAACUGACGACGUGGGCUUCUGAGUUCUCUCUCAUUGCAUUUGUGUAACGCGAGCGGCACAG